Messenger RNA from Colossoma macropomum (tambaqui), 6151 nucleotides. Its product is annotated as protein sel-1 homolog 3. Bases 763 to 4167 code for a protein of 1134 amino acids. Lineage: Eukaryota; Metazoa; Chordata; Actinopteri; Characiformes; Serrasalmidae. Gene Ontology annotation, molecular function: protein binding. The record is from RefSeq and is a predicted model, not a curated record. The transcript is spliced from 23 exons.
AAAGACAGAUUUAAGACAGCCAUCCUGACCACCUCACAUUUGUGUAACCCGGCAUAGAGUGCAUUUUCUGUCAGACGUGAAGCUCGUGCGAAUUUAAAUUAAGUUUCUGAAUUUGUGGGCAGAAUUAGAUCCCAAAAGAAGCCACUAUUGUAAGAUUUGAGUUUUGGCCUGACUAAAUACUCCAACAGUUUCUAUGUUAAUGUUUAAAGGUUGAAUUCUAGCAGUAAAAAAAUCAAAAAUGUUCAUUAUACCUUCCAUCAUUUUACUGUUAUACCCUCUACUAUUUUCCUGAUGUGGAAUCGAUCCGCAGUGUUACUCAGAUAGCACAGUAGUCCGCCUGAUUGUUAGCUGUCUUUCAGUGAUUUCAGCAUAUUAAUCUAAUCAUUUCUACAGGUUGUGUAUUUUCUGCCUAUUAUUUUGUGAUAUUCAGUCGAAGUCAGGAUUUAAUCUCGUCCCUCGGGGGAGGAAGUCCACAGUGCUCCGAAAAUAUCACUGUUUUGAGCUCUGGGAGUUAGCGUCCUCAGAGACAGGCUGUGGUCCUGACGGUCGGGCCUGCAGGUGCCUCUGUCGGCCCCACCUGCCUCCCUCACACGGAAGAGCAGCCGCAGCUCAGCGGUGACAACAUUCCUGAACACGACAGAGCGCUCAGCACGUCCUGACUGCUAAUGCUCACUUUAUUUCAGAGAAAAUGUCGUUUUGGGUCUUGAAUUCACCUCAGCUGCUGUCUGGACUGUGGUGUGAUGUGCUGUGAAACGCGACGACAUGACGGUGUGGGGGAGUUUGAGCUUCGUCCGCGGAGUAACGCUGUGCGCCGCGGUGCUUUCUGUGAUUCGCUGUGAUGUCUCCAAACACACCACUGACUCACCGUCACCUGCUUUGGACAGGAGUCAGCAUGGGGAUUUAGUGCAGUUUGGUUCGGCGCCUGAUACAGCUGCAGCGGAAUCCAGUGUGCAGGUGAAGUACAAAUGUACCAAAGCCUGUAGAGUAGGGGUUGAGGUUGUGCUGUCCACUACAAGAACCAUUGGAUUUGUGAGCUUCAGGAGAACAUGGACCCAUGUCCGGAAGGUUGGAGAGACAAGGACAAAAACGAUUCAGCUUGCAUUUCCUCCAGCUUUGGUAUACAAAAGAGACUUUUUCAUUAGGCGGCCCAUGGAUGCCCACAAUGUGAUGGUCAGGGCCUGGCUGGUCCGUCUGGAUGAAGAAGGAGGGGGUAGCAGUAAUAUUGGAAUUGGUCAAUAUCAUCAAUCAAUAGUCAGAACGUUUAAGUUCCUGCAGGUGGUGCCACUUUCUGAGCGUCCCACCCAACCAUGGACCAGAUCAGUGGCAUGGGGGGCGGAGCUAAUGUGGAAUGUGACCAAAGACAGAAUAGAACAAUGCUCUCCAGAGUCAGAUGUUGUGGAUCUGCUGGUGUUCCCCUUUGCAAGCACUGGAGAGAAAUAUGGAGUCAUCCGUACGUUUUCCACCUUCAUCAACAGAGAGCUGGAGACUGCACGCUUCCGCGCUAAAGAACAGCCCAGAGUGGCCCUGUCGGUGUGGUUGUACCUGCUGGACUGGUGCAGCCAAAAGUUCUGUGCAAUCCUCAGACACGUCAACGAGCACAGGAAGUAUGGCACGCCUCUCGUAAUGCUGACAGACUCUGGUGAGGUGGUGGUGCAGAUGCGUUUGGUCUCCAGAGACGAAAAAGCAUUUACAGCUCACACACCUCUGCCUCUGCGGACCUGGAUCCGACUGGACCUCUUUAUCAACGACUCAAAGGCAAAACUCAGAAUUACACAUGAAAAGCCUACAGGAGACGUGGCGGAGGCACAACACACAUAUGAGUUUCAGAAUGCUGUUCUGCAUAAUGACACUUCAGGAUACUUUGUGAUUGGUGGUGACAUCUACAUGCCAGGCAUACUUGGAUAUUUUGGACCAAUCAAAUAUCAUCGUUUAGGUGCUGAACAGGUGGUAAAUCCUCUGUCUCCAGUGAGGACCCUGAAGCUGCUGGAUGAAGCCCACACGAAAUGUGAGGAGAUGAGAUGGGUCACUUCAGGCUUUCUAUAUGCUCUAGCAGAUGGCCGAGUCAGACACAACAAUGAUGUGUGUGAGUCGUAUUAUGAGGGGCUAAGGAGGACGUUUGCUCCGCCGAGGUGCAUACAGACGUGGUCCUGGGAUCAGCAGGUCAAAUACAGCGCUGUACUGAAGAUUCUCAGAAUGCAGGAAAAAGAACUGAACUUGGACCCGUGGAGCAGCAGAAGAAUUUUGCUCUUGAGUCAGCAGCUCUUCCAGGACGUGGUCAUGGGGUUAGGUGAAAUAGGAGGUGAUGGUGUUGGGCCGGAGGUUGUGUCUUCUCUUUUGGAGCUGCUGCAGGUGUGCUCCUGCUGGGGUCAUCACCAGGCCUCCCUCAUGCUCGCCACUUUACACCUAGCUGGCCUCGGGCUGCCAGUGGACCAGGAGAAGGGUCAUGUGUACAGCCUGAUGGGAGGUUUAGGAGACGAGCGUCUGUCUCUGCUUCAUCUGGGCUAUAAGCACAUGCAGGGUCUGGACGGCUUUCCUAAGGACCAGGACGUUGCGUAUGGUUACUACGCCAACGUGGGCCGACAGACCAGCAUCGAUCGAGAUAAAGUCCAGGACUCUGAGCAAUCCAUUACUGAACAUGUGCGUGUGACAAAUGUGGAGGAGCUGCAGAUGCAGACGGGGGAGGAGGGGGAUAUUGUGCAGUUCAUUAGACUGCAGGCUGAGAGGGGACACAUCGAGUCUCAGAAAACACUGGCGCGGAUGUUGUUCUGGGGCAGUAAUGGUGUGACGAAGAACAUCAGUGAAGCAGUGAAGUGGUAUGCUAGGAGUGCCCUGCAGAUGACUGAUGCUACAGCCAUGUACGACUAUGGUAUCCUCCUGCUGAAGGGAACUGCAGUGAAGAAGAACCGAACACUGGGAUUAAAGUUCUUGCAGAAGGCAGCUCACAUGGGAGCCGUGACUGCUCUGAAUGGUCUGGGUUGGUACUACAGCACUAUAGGGAAAGAUGACAGAAAAGCAGUGUACUACUUUGAGAUGGCAGCUCAAAAUGGCAGCAAGGAUGGGGUGUUCAACCUGGGCGUUUAUCACCUGAAUGGGGCCAAUCCAGACACACCUGGGAAGAAUGAGACAGCAGCAUUUCAGUGUUUCCUGAAGGCUGGUCAACUGGGGCAUGUGGAGGGGGCAGUGGAGGCGGCAUCGUCUCUCUCCAGAGGAAUGCUGGCAGGAGUUCGCAGAGACCCUGAGAGAGCUGUGAUUCUGCUGAAGGAGGUCACUGAAAAAAAUGGCCACUUGGGCUUCACAGUCCGAGAAGCUCUGAAAGCUUAUCAGCGAGGAUCAUGGGAUGAGGCUCUGCUCAAAUACGCCAUGCUGGCAGAGACUGGUCUCGUUGUGGCGCAGAACAAUGCUGCCCACCUCUGUGAGGUGCUGAAGCACGGUUCUACCUGCCAGUGGAGGUAUCAUAACUACUCCACCCAUAACUACGCUUCUCAUGAAUCUGGUCUCUUGAAGAUGGGAGAUCACUACAGUGCUGUAGGUGACAUGGUCAAGGCUAUAGCCCUGUACAGCAGAGCAGCGCUACAGGGCAGUCCUCAGGGAAUGUAUAAUCUGGCAGUUUUGACUGAAGAAGGAUACAGUGUCCCCUGGAAUAUUCUGAAGCAGAUGCAGAUUCCCGCUGAGGCUCAGCUGGACAAGAGCACUGUGGUGGAGAGUCUCUUACUAAGAUGCAGGGAGUUUGAGAGAGAAAAGGAUGACAUGAGUCCAUGCGCUCUGGCUCUGUUUGGGGUGCAGGUGAGAAAAGCAUGGCGGGAUUUCACUCACAGCACCACGCAGCUGACCCUGGCCUGGGGGACCCUCGCAGUUCUCCUCCUGUUUGUGCUGGGCAUUGUGAUACAAAGUGCUCUCUCCUACUACUCUGCAGUUCACAUGGGCAGACUUGAGAGGCAGAGGGAAUCAGAUGCUAUCAAUCAAGUGAAUUGGGAAAGAGUCCUGGAUGCACCUGCCCAUCAAAGAGGACUUCAAGUUCCCUCAGUUCUCACACAUUUGGAACAGAAUGGCCGACCCAGUAUGAUCCAGAACAGCCGACCACUGCGGGAAGCAGCUGACCUGGUGAUUACAGUGACUGGAGUGUGCGUGUGCGCCCUCUGUACGAUGUUUAUCUCUCAUCUGUUUUGAAUGAAGGGGACACACAAUGGUGUGAAACUACAGAAGAAAACAGCUUUAUACAGUGAAACUUGAAGGUCAGAGUCCUCUCAAUGUGAGGAGAUACAGCUAGAAGUGCUCACCAGCAUAGGCAGAGUUUGGGUUCUGUGCUGUGGGGGCAUUGAAUGUUUAUCUUUUAUGCACAGAUACUAUUAAAAAAAUUAGGUGCAGAAAGAGUUCUUUGUUGCGACGCCAUAGAAGAACCACUUUUGGUUCCCAAAAAAACGCUCUGGAUAAAUUUUCACAUUUUUAGAAUCUUUAAAGGAUUAUUUUUGUAAAUGGGAACGUAUAAGUGUGAGGAACCUUUUUUAAGUUUAACGAGACUUCACAAAAUGUAAAGGUUUUAUACUAAAACUAAAGUUUUUUCCUAGAACUGUACAUCCAAGCCAAGAACUACUAAGGAACCUGUAUAUUCUUAACACCAAGACUGAUGACAUUGCCUUUACAGACAUUUUGCACUGUGCUUUUAUCAGAAUUUUACACCAGAUUGUUAUUAUUUUGUAUUUCUUCCCAAUAUAUUUAUGGCCAAACCCCACCCACUAGUUAGUUCUCCCCUCCUUCAAACAGUGCUUCUAAGCUGGGAGGGUGAAGACUAGCACAAGCUUCCUCCAAGACAUGUGAAGCACUUCUGCAUCUUUUCAAACUGCCACUCAACACGCUUGGAGGAGAACGCUAACUGCAAAUUCUGUUACAUCAGUUAACAGACGCCCACGUUUGCUCACAUCACUCUGAGUGACGGGGGAGAGAAAGAAGGCGAGGCCAUGCUACCUCCAGUUCUCUUAGACUCUCGGCAACAGAUGACUGUGGCAUCACUGGAGAUCAGACUCGCAGUCUUUCCACAUUGGCUACCAGUGCUUAGAUGGUUACACCAAAAGACACCAAUUUAUUUUGCCAAGCUAUAUUGACAAGUCUGUGUACUGGAACAAUUAGUUUAGAUUUAUGUCUAGAUUUACAUAGACUUCUCAGUAUAGCUUUACAGAAUUAUCUAGAUUACAGAAUUAUGCCAUUCUUUUAUAUAAAAAGUAUGCAUUUUAUUAUUUUCAUGUUUUAUUAUUUUCAUUUGUGUUGAUUGUAACAUAAUAUUGCACUUCCAGCUCUGGCCAGUAAGGGGUACAGUUUUUCUGCCUAUACUCAGUCGCCUAGUGUUCAUCAAAUCCACUCGUGGGAAGAGACAACAGUUCACAGUUUAGUGCUUUUCCUGCUCUCCCACACCUGAGAUACCAUCACAGCUGAUUAACAAACCUUUCCUAAAUUCAGUCAGUUGUGUUGGAGCAAGUAAACACUGAACUGUGCUGUGCUGAGGACCUACAGAUGUUAGUUUGAGUAUUACAGCAUUAGGCCCUGACUUCAAAAUGCACAUUUAAGUCAACCUAAAAGGAGUAAAAAUCAAAUUGACACAGUUAUCAUGACCCCAAUAGUGGAACAGCCAAGACAUGUUUGGAGUCCAAAUUUUGCUCCCUUAAGUUUAGAACAGGAGCUACAAGGCUUACAUUGCUAACAAACAGCAGGGUCUGUAAUCACACUACUACAGGAGUAAGAGUGCAGAUCUGUCAAUGUUUGUGAAAAUGACCAUUAUACAUAUAGAGAUGUGAGUCCUAAUUCAUCCCAGCCUGUGGUUUGAGUGGGUCGUUGUUGAGUUUUGAUGUAUUUUUAUGAGAACAUUUCCAUCUGUUUGGGUGACUAUUGAGUUCUAGUGUUUGUUAGCAUUGUUAGCCUUGCAGCUCCAGUUCUAAACUAAAGUACAAGAUUUGCACACUAAACAUACACCAAACCUACAUCUGCGGUAAGUGGAAAAUUGUUUACAUCUUUUUUAUUUUUGCUGCACUGUUUCUUCAAGUGAAUGUUGUACUGUUCAAUUAUACGGGAUUCAGCUGUUGAAGAUCAAGACAGGAUUUGUCCACUGAUUCUAUAAAUGAUCUUUUAGAAGCAGAAAUAAAACAUGUGGAUGUACACUUUA